Messenger RNA from Frieseomelitta varia, 4385 nucleotides. It is a transcript of the gene yrt, whose product is annotated as band 4.1-like protein 5. NCBI's taxonomy places the organism in Eukaryota, Metazoa, Arthropoda, Insecta, Hymenoptera, Apidae. Gene Ontology annotation, cellular component: cytoskeleton. Gene Ontology annotation, molecular function: cytoskeletal protein binding. The transcript has 8 exons. The record is from RefSeq and is a predicted model, not a curated record. Bases 339 to 2543 code for a protein of 734 amino acids.
AAUAUACAUUAAUAACUAUUAAUUUCUUCGUAGUAUCUAAAAUUGAUAAUUUACAACAUAAGAUAUAAAACUUUACACGCAUGUCGAGUCUAUGGUAUACAUACUUAAUGGUGGAAACGAGAAAUGUACAUACACUAUAUGUCUUUCCCGGAUAGGCUUGGACAGAACUUGCGGCCCAUCAUGUCUAAUCAACAAACAUAAACUCUGGACGUGGUUACGCGUGUUCACACGUGGUUCACAAGUGGGCGUAUUAACCGACGCAAUCCAUCAUAAGAAAGCGUUACAUCCGUGUCGAACGAGGAAUGUAGCGUUUAGGGUCAAUAUAUGUUGUUCGGUGGAUGCCAGUCCAGACUUGUCAACGUAUGUCGAAUAAGAUGCUAAGAUUUCUGUCACGGCGCAGGGCUCGUAGUGUCAGCGGGCAGACUACGUCGUCCCAAAUAAAGAAUCAACGAUUACUCAGCAAUAAGAACGUCGUUCAGUGUAGAGUCGUUCUCCUCGAUGGCACGGAUCUGCCGAUAGAGUUGUCAAAAAAAGCAUUGGCUAGUGACCUAUACGAACAAGUAUUUUAUAGCUUAGACUUAAUAGAGAAAGAUUAUUUUGGACUGCAAUAUACAGAUAGCAAUAAUGUUCAGCAUUGGCUGGAUCCUACUAAACCGAUAAAGAAACAAGUAAAAAUCGGACCACCAUAUACCUUAAGGCUCAAGGUAAAAUUCUACUCGUCGGAACCCAACACAUUGCGCGAAGAAUUAACAAGAUACCAGUUCUUCCUGCAAUUAAAGCAAGAUGUUUUAGAAGGAAAACUUCACUGCCCUCAUCAAGUUGCCGUACAGUUGGCAGCUUUAGCUCUUCAAUCUGAACUUGGUGAUUAUGACCCUGCUACGCACAGUGCAGCGACAGUGUCGGAAUUUAGAUUCGUGCCAGGACAGACAGAGCAAAUGGAGCUUGAAAUACUCGAGGAAUAUGCCAAGUGUUCCGGUCUUAGUCCAGCACAAGCUGAGUCGGCGUACCUCAGUAAAGCAAAGUGGUUGGACAUGUACGGCGUAGAUAUGCACACGGUUCUUGGUAAAGAUGCGUGCGAAUAUUCUUUGGGAUUGACGCCAACAGGAAUUCUGGUCUUUGAAGGCACGCAGAAAAUAGGUUUAUUCUUUUGGCCCAAGAUCGGUCGGUUAGAUUUUAAAAAGAAGAAACUGACAUUAGUUGUUGUAGAAGAAGAUGACGAAGGAAGAGGAGAGCAGGAACAUACGUUUGUGUUCAGGCUUGUUAAUGAAAAAGCUUGCAAACACUUGUGGAAAUGUGCCGUAGAGCAUCACGCUUUCUUUCGGUUACGCGCCCCUGUCAAGGGUGCCAGCGGACGUCAGAAUUUCUUUCGUAUGGGUUCGCGUUUCCGUUACAGCGGCAAAACUGAAUUUCAGACCACGCAGUUGAAUCGUGCACGUAGAACGGUGCAGUUUGAAAGACGGCCGAGUCAAAGAUACGCCCGUCGUCAGAGCCACGUUUUAAGAGAACGUCAACGUCAACAAGUGGAGCAACCGCAACCACCCGCUGUGGUUAAUAACGAAGAGGAGUCUUUGCAACGUCAACCGAGUCAAUGUAGCACGAAAUCGUCGGACUCCAGCGUACACGCUACGUCCUCACCAUUGGUUGAUUCCUUGUUAAAAUCACUGGCGAAAGAUCAACAACCUUUAGAGCCUAGAAACCAGACGGCAGUCGCUAACACCGAGAAGGAAACAGAACCGGUGAAAACGAGUUUAAUCAUCGAAAAUAUGACCAAUCAAACGUCGUUAGUGCCAAAUAAUCAAGUUGGCGGUACUUCCUCACUGCCACCGCGUACGCCUAUCCCCCCGGAAUCGUUGAAGUGCAAUAUACUAAAAGCUAAGUCUCUUGAACAAGGGAAGAACUCAAAUUUGGUUUCGAUCACUUCUAUGGAUGCAUCUUCGAUUAUCGCGAAGAACAAUCAGCCUUCUGACGCGGCAACAAUCGUAUCAGUGGGCGGGGACAAGUUGACAUUGUCAGUGAGCGGGGCCAUGAUGAUGAACCCAUCUGCAGAGGACAACGUGACCGUGACGCACUUUUCUUUGGAUAGCUGGGGACAAAUCGAGCAAAAAACGACGCAGCUAAAUCCUAAAGUUUCAAAUCAGUCACAGAAUCCAUUCAAUCCUUUUACAAGCGACAAUAACAAUGAAGUCACCACCGUUUCUGAUAAUACCGAGGAUACGAAAACGGAGGAGGAAAAGAAAGCGAAUACAAACCCGUUCAUAGAUUCGAAUCCGUUCUUGGGCUUGCUUUCCAAUCCCUUUAAAGAGAUACAACCAAUCGUCGAGAAGAAAGCUGAAGUGGAAACAGAGAAAAACGGAGCGAGAGUCGUGAAAACUGAAGAGAUACAAACAACUACUACGACUCUUACUCACAAGGAUGAUAAUUCGGCCGUUUCCGAUAUCAGCCCUUGGUUAGUAGCCGAUCCAUCACAAACAACAACGACAGAUCAAACCCCAAUUAAACAUACAGUGAUUACGAGGAAGACUGUAAUUACGACACAACUUUAAAGUAUUAAUUCAUCGAAACAUUCGAAAGUAAAAUUCGAAAAUAAUGAUUCCUAAACAGAAAUGUUGAUUAAAUUUGAUCUUCCUUGCGAUAUAUACUGACUUACUUAAAGUGCCUAUAGGAGUACAAUAUUGUCUUAAGUAGGAAAAGAAGUUAUAUAGCAAAAUGAAAGUAUAAUUUUUUAAAUAUUAUAUAUAUAUAUAUAUAUAUCACUGGGACCAAUUAGCAAUUAUUAAUUUUUUGCAAAUUAUAUGAAUAAUUUGCACUCAUGUAAGUAAUCAAUUUUAUUUAACUUUAAUUCAUUUUGAUCUGUGGAUUCUUCACGCGGCGAAGAAACAUAUAAAUUGUAUAAAAAAAAUUUCUAAUUGAGAAUGAUUACUUCUUUUACGUGGCAUAAUUUAUGUAUACGAAGCUGUCGAUUGUGCAGGAAAUUUUUCCUCAACACGUAUAAUAUACCAUUUGGUAAUUGCAUUAGUAUUUAAUGCCGUAAAAAUUAUAUAUUAAUACAGUAGAAACAAUACAGUCAAAUCAUACAUAGAUAUAAGUACAGUACUUAUAAAAAUGUUACUCUAUGUUUUUAUGCCUGCUUUUUAUCAGUAAUUACUUUAAUUUAACGUAUUAUCAAUUCAGUUCUGCCAUUCAAAUUAUAUGUGUUCUGUAUUUAUUGCUAUAACAUAGUCAAUUUUAACAGAGUUAAGUGCCCUUGUAUCUUAUUAUAGUAUAAUAAGAAUACACACGUACAUUAGAAGAAAAUAAUGUAUGGUGCUCUUCCUAAAAAUUAAAUUUAUCGAACUAACUUAUUCGUCAUCUAAUUGUAUUUAUGUCUAAUUGGGGGCAUUUCGUUACUUAGAGUUCAGGUGCCCAGAUGUUUUAAUUACAGACGCGUUUAAACAUCUGUUAGACAUUUUCUACUUGUCACAGUGCCUUUGAUAACAGGAAAAAAGGAAGACGUCUUUAUUGAAAUUUUAUGCUCAUUCCUAUCGGCGAUUCAUUGUUGAAAAUACCUUUAUUCACGAACAUAUGUACAUUAUUAUAGAUGUAAUUAUUUUAUAGGAGAUUAUCUUCUUUUUUCUUUUAUUUAUCAUCCUAUAAUUUUAUAAAAAAUUACGAGCAAACAUUAAUACAUUUCACUCUCCAUAGAAAAGAUUUACAAUUUGUAUCAAUGUAUUUAUAUUCUAUUUUUUAUCAUGUCAUAAAUAUAUUGAACCGCCAAAAUACUUCUUUCCUCUUAUAGUUUUAUUGUAUUUGUAAUUGUAAUAUGUGUAACUAACAUAUCAGUAUUUUAUGAGAACUGCUUCUUUUUAAAUACAAUGAACUAAAAAUAUUGUAACUCGGAGGAAGAAAAUCUGUGGUGUAAAAAUAUGGAGCGAGAAAACCACUCUACGGAUCAGGUUGUUAGUAGAUAUUAUUUCAUACAUACCGAGAUCUGAUAGUUACGAUGGUUUUAUUAUGUGUAACGUAUUUAUAUAUGAAACGUUAUGUUUGUGAGAACAAAAGUUAUGAAAAAAUAGGAUUUAUUUUGAAUUACGCAAAAGGCUGUUAAAGUACUUAUUGUAUUCCACAUGUGAGCAUUUAUAAAAGUAGAAUAAGGCGUUGUUCGAUGUUCUAUGUAUCUAAAUAUACUAAAUAUAUUUAAUAGUAGUAAGCAAAGUACAUAUAAUACUAUUAUUUGAAAAUCUUAUAUAUAUAUAUAUAUAUAUUGUGUUUACAACGCUGCUAUCAACCAAUACCCUAAUGUAUUCCGUCCUAAAGUAUUAUAUAUAUAUACAUACACUGUUAUAUACAUAUGUAUAAUUUUUUGCUUUGUAAUAAAAAAGUAUUAUUAAAAAGUCAUGUUGAAAAUU